Molecule: messenger RNA, 2518 nt
Organism: Entelurus aequoreus (snake pipefish)
Lineage: Eukaryota; Metazoa; Chordata; Actinopteri; Syngnathiformes; Syngnathidae
Product: guanine nucleotide-binding protein G(i) subunit alpha-1
Exons: 9
Coding region: 356-1420 (354 amino acids)
Biological process (GO): adenylate cyclase-modulating G protein-coupled receptor signaling pathway
Cellular component (GO): heterotrimeric G-protein complex
Molecular function (GO): GTPase activity; GTP binding; G protein-coupled serotonin receptor binding
Source: RefSeq, a predicted model, not a curated record
AGAGCAGAACCGGAAGCGAACAAGCGUCGACUUCCCCUUAUUUUAGACGCACCGAACGGAUAUACAACAUUCGUUUUUUUAACUCGGCCGAGGAAGAAUUUGUCAGCGAAGUGGCGAGUUUUUUGGCGAGAAGGGCGUGCUUAAAUCCCAACUGUUGGCACGCUUGGUCCCCCCCUUCCUCCUCCUCCUCCCCCCUCCUCCGUGUAUUCCUCCGCCCCAUUGCUGGAUGCUAGCUCGGUGUAGCCAUUGCAUGUCGUAGCACUCCCCCCCUAGUCCAAAGUUGUGUUGCGCCCCGAUUGUUUGGUCUUUUUUCAUUUUUUUACCCCCCUCCCGUCGGAUAUCAGUGUGCGUCAAGAUGGGGUGUACUCUGAGCACGGACGACAAGGCGGCUCAGGAGCGGAGUAAGAUGAUCGACAGGAACCUCCGGGACGACGGCGAGAAAGCCGCCCGGGAGGUGAAGCUGUUGCUGCUCGGUGCUGGGGAGUCUGGGAAGAGCACCAUUGUUAAGCAGAUGAAGAUCAUCCACGAGGCGGGCUACUCCGAGGAGGAGUGCAAGCAGUACAAAGCGGUGGUCUACAGCAACACCAUCCAGUCCAUCAUCGCCAUCAUCAGAGCCAUGGGACGCCUCAAGAUUGACUUUGCCGAUCCGGCCAGAGCGGAUGACGCUCGGCAGCUGUUUGUGUUGGCCGGCUCGGCCGAGGAGGGCUUCAUGACAGGCGAGCUGGCCGGGGUCAUCCAGCGGCUGUGGAAGGACGGAGGAGUCCAAGCGUGCUUCAGCCGCUCCCGAGAGUAUCAACUCAACGACUCGGCAGCAUACUAUUUGAAUGACUUGGACAGGAUAUCACACGGCGCUUAUGUGCCCACCCAGCAGGACGUGCUGAGGACCAGAGUGAAGACGACCGGCAUCGUGGAGACACACUUCACCUUCAAGGAUCUGCACUUCAAAAUGUUUGACGUGGGUGGCCAGAGGUCCGAGAGGAAGAAGUGGAUCCACUGCUUCGAGGGCGUCACCGCCAUCAUCUUCUGCGUGGCUCUCAGCGACUACGACCUGGUGUUGGCCGAGGACGAGGAGAUGAACCGAAUGCACGAGAGCAUGAAGCUGUUUGAUUCCAUCUGCAACAACAAGUGGUUCACGGACACCUCCAUCAUCCUCUUCCUCAACAAGAAGGACCUUUUUGAGGAGAAGAUCAAGAAGAGCCCCCUCACCAUCUGCUACCCAGAAUAUGCAGGAUCCAACACCUACGAAGAGGCGGCCGCCUACAUCCAGUGUCAGUUUGAAGACCUGAACAAGAGGAAGGACACCAAGGAGAUCUACACCCACUUCACCUGCGCCACCGACACCAAGAAUGUGCAGUUCGUGUUCGACGCCGUCACCGACGUCAUCAUCAAAAACAACCUGAAGGACUGCGGCCUUUUCUAAAGGCAUCCAAGCGGACACACAAGGAGCGUCGGACCUUGGCUGACCAACGUCACUUUUAUCGUCUUAUUAAUAACUUAUGUUCAUCUCUAAAAAGUUUUAAUGGCGGGAGUGUAGACAAAACAUUUUUGUGUAAGAUAUUUGUACAACUGUCGAUGGCUGGGGAUUUUUCACCGUUUUUUAAAAUAUGUGCUAUCAUUUUUAAUUUUUUUAUAUAUAUAUAUAUACAUAUACAGUAUAUGUAUUACAUAUAUAUAUAUAUAUAUAUAUGUCGAGGUUACUGUGGUUUAUCCGUUAUACAGUGCUCAAUACCGGGGUCGAGCGGAAUAUACGUUAAGUCAGGAAAAAACACAGAGGCUAUUUCAUUCCUACAAGCCUGUUUAGCAGGUUUCCCUGCUCUUCAGGGGGUUUACUUUUUUUUUUUUUUUUUUAAUCCCCUGAAGAGCAGGGAAACAUGCUUGUAGGGGUGAAAUAGCCUCUGUUUGUUUGCUCAAUACCGGGGUCGAGCGGAAUAUACGUUGGGUCAGGAAAAAACACAGAGGCCAUUUCAUUCUUACAAGCCUGUUUCGCAGGUUUCCCUGCUCUUCAGAGGACUAAAAAAACCUGAAGAGAAGGGAAACCUGCGAAACAGGCUUGUUGGGAUGAAACAGCCUCUGUUUGUUUGCUCAAUACCGGGGUCGAGCGGAAUAUACGUUAGGUCAGGAAAAAACACCGACGCUAUUUCAUUCCUACAAGCCUGUUUCGCAGGUUUCCCUGCUCUUCAGGGGAUAAAAAAUGUUUUUAAAAAAAUCCCAUGAAGACCAGCGAAACCUGCGAAACAGGCUUGUAGGGAUGAAAUAGCCUCUGUUUUUUUGCUCAAUACCGGGGUCGAGCGGAAUAUACGUUGGGUCAGGAAAAAACAGAGGCUAUUUCAUUCCUACAAGCCUGUUUCGCAGGUUUCCCUGCUCUUCAGAGGAUUAAAAAAAACCUGAAGAGCAGGGAAACCUGCGAAACAGGCUUGUUGGGAUGAAACAGCCUCUGUUUGUUUGCACAAUACCGGGGUCGAGCGGAAUAUACGUUAGGUCAGGAAAAAAACACAGAGGCUAUUUCAUUCCUACAAGC